GCGCCAAGCUGUUGAAUUGCAGCGCCGUUUGCAGCGCCAGCAGUUUGCUGCGCAACUGCUGAAAAGCUGGCGACAGCUGACACAGGCUGCGCGGCGAAAACGUGAAGAGACGCUGGGCAAUUGCGCAGAGCGCUUCAAUAGUGAUCAGCCAAAGCUUGUCAGUCAGCAUGCAGUCCUCUUGGAACGC
This is a messenger RNA of Cladocopium goreaui, 187 nucleotides long. NCBI's taxonomy places the organism in Eukaryota, Dinophyceae, Suessiales, Symbiodiniaceae. The record is from the annotation of a GenBank genome assembly.